Messenger RNA from Suricata suricatta (meerkat), 2436 nucleotides. RefSeq names its product centrosomal protein 72 (gene CEP72). Gene Ontology annotation, cellular component: centriolar satellite. The transcript has 12 exons. Gene Ontology annotation, biological process: centriole replication; regulation of protein localization to centrosome; spindle organization. The record is from RefSeq and is a predicted model, not a curated record. Bases 8 to 1954 code for a protein of 648 amino acids. Gene Ontology annotation, molecular function: protein binding. Lineage: Eukaryota; Metazoa; Chordata; Mammalia; Carnivora; Herpestidae.
UGAAAGUAUGGCGCCUGCUGGCCCGCUGCUGGUUCUGUGUGAAGAGAAGAUCCGGGAGAGGAGCGGCCUGGCGCCUCACCGCGACCUGGCUGAACUUCGGUCAUUAUCGAUUCCCGGAACUUACCAAGAAAAGAUUACUCACCUAGGAAAUUCUUUGAUGAAUUUAACAGGCCUAAAAUCUUUAGACCUCUCUCGUAACUCCUUGGUGAGUCUAGAGGGCAUUCAGUACCUGACCGCACUAGAAAGUCUCAACCUCUACUACAACUGCAUCUCCUCGUUAGCUGAUGUGCUUCCGCUCCACUCCUUGACGCAGCUCACCGACGUGGACUUUCGGCUGAACCCUGUGGUGAAGAACGAAUCUGAGUACCGCCUCUUUGUGGUGCGCAUGCUCCCGAAGCUCAGGCAGCUGGAUGACCGUCCUGUGAGAGAGAGCGAGCAGAACGCGGCCCGGCUGCAUUUCGCGUCGGAGGAGUCACUGGACUCGAAGCAGAGCUCCCCGGCUGUUCUGCGAGUCGGAAGACCGCGCCGCUCCAGGGCCGUGCGCGCCGACCCCUCAGCCAAGAAGUGCCUGGUCAUGGACGCCGAUGAUGAGGCGGUCCUGAACCUCAUUGCCGAGUGCGAGUGGGGCUUGAGCAGCCCUCCCGGGAGCGCAGGCUCCGGCCAGCGGGGGCGAGAGGCCGACCGCCCUGGUUCCCAAGAAUCCAGACACCUGAUGAGUCCUCAGCCAAUGCAGUACCAGUGUGGGGGAUCCGCCAAGAAAGACCACGAGACGAGGAAAAGCAGCUCUCGAGGGUGUGCUCCGGAAAGGAGGCUGCAGAACCAGUACGGUGGGGAGGUCCCGCCGCAGUGCGGGCCACACGCCCGCUUUGCCCCCCACCCAGAUUCCACAGACACUGAGGAGUCCACCCUUUCUCAGAGGUCAAGUUUGUCAGCACAAAAGAUGUUAAAUCCAUUGCCCAAUCCUGAAAAAUAUAUGAAGCGAAGAAUGCCUGGCGGGAGAUUCCAGGCACCUGCAGACCAGGAGUGUCUGAGCGGCCUGGCAAGGCCCAGCGUGCCCUUGAGCCCCAAGGAGAGUCUGGGCAGGCAGAGUGGCUUGGAGGGCAGGAGCGAAAGGACCUUUUCUCGCUCAGCGGUGUCGGAGCUCGAAGAGGAGAGGCCCCACAGCGUGAGUGGCACUGGGGAGGUGUCUCCCAAACUGUACUCGGCUCCGCCACCUGGGACAAAGGCUGCCCUGGAAGUGGCGCUCCUGGAGGCACUCCUUGACCUGGUGGACAGGUACUGGAGCGGCUGCAAGUCCCUGCAUGGCAACCAGGUGUUCCGAGUUCAGGCAAAACAUAUUUUAUCAUCGUUGCAAGAAUUUACAGCAACUCAGGACAGUUCAGCAAUUGUGAGUGACGAAAUCAGUUACCUCACUCUGGAAAAUAGAUCUUUGCAAAAGCACCUGGCUGAGCAGCAGCAGCAGCAGCACGUGCAGAUGAGCGAGGCGGAGGCGGAGCUCGGCAGCGCGCGGAAGGAGGUGGAUGACUUGAGGCAGCGCCUGGAUAAAUCUCUGGAGGAGAACAGUAGCUUAAAGGCUCUUUUGUGCAGCAUGAAAAAAGAAGUAAAAAAUGCAGACACUGCAGCUACCUUAAAUUUGCAGAUUGCUGGACUUCAAACGAGUGUGAAGAGGCUCUCUGACGAGAUCGUGGAGUUGAAGCAGCACCUGGAGCACUACGACAGGAUUCAGGAGCUCACCCAGAUGCUGCAGGAGAGCCACAGCUCCCUGGUCGGCACCAAUGAGCACCUCCUGCAGGAGCUGAGCCAGGUGCGGGCGCAGCACAAGGCCGAGGUGGAGCAGCUGCACUGGAGCUACCAGGAGCUCAAGAAGACGCUGGGCCUGUUCCCGCAGGGCAGCGCCGGGCCUCAGAGGCUGCUGGGCCCCGGCACCCUCGCGCCCACCCCCGGCCUCUGCUAGGCCCCCGCACGGCCACCCCCGGCCUCUGCUGGGGCUCGCGGCCUGUGCAUCUGUGUUGCUUAGGAAACCUAGUGAAAUGUGGAAGCUCUUUGCAACCCGGUACCUGUGUGGUGAAGGCUGUGCCUCCUGUUGGUGAUUAGCUGAAGUGUUUUGAAACGCAUUCCGGUCCUGUAGCUCGAUUUUCUAAAACACCCUGGACAGACGGGCUCAGUCUGCCUGUGAUCGAGGCUCCAUCCGGGCAGCCCCGGGAGAGAUGCUGACCCGGACCGUCCCUCCGACCCCAGCACGCUGCUGCUGCUUCCUGAGACACGACGGGACUGGCAAAAAUUAAAAGGGGGGAUUAAUCCAAGCCCUUCACGUGUUUUGAAACAAGACAUAUUGAUGUUUUUUGAGACCAACAUCAUUAAUUUUCCAUGAAAUACCUUGAAAUAAAGUGUAGUAUUUUUCUUCCUAAAGGAAGAGAGCAGGAUGUGAUCAUUAAA